UUUUGUCAAAAGUGACAAGAUUGUUAAAGUAUGACGUAUGAUAUGCAUAAAUAGUGCAUAAAAAUGUGAUUAUUCGCCAGAAUGUUCCCAAAAUUGUCCGUUUUCUACCGAAGACAACUCGCAACCCAACUCUGUCAGCCUCCGUUACCAACAAAACCCAUUGUGACUAUAAUCAAUGCCUAUUCAAGAAUCGGCCAGAGUGUUGCUUUACUCCUCAAGCAAAGUCCUUACAUCAACGAGUUAAGACUGUACGACAGCAACAAGGAAGUGUGCAAUGUGGCCGAGGACUUAAGUCAUAUUGAUACGAAGGCCAAAGUUAGAUCCUUUCGAGGACUACACGUGAUCAGACAAGCGAUUGAAGGUGCUGAUGUGUUGGUGCACUUGGGAGGAUGUCAAACAAAAUCAGGCGAGACCACCAAACAACUGUUCGAGAGGAACGUCGAUAAUGUCAGAAUGACCGCCUUGUACGCCGCCGAAUUCAAUCCCAAAGGGAUUUUUUGCAUUCAGUCACCACCUGUUGAGUGUCUAGUGCCGAUGGUCGUAGAGGAAUAUAAAAAAGCUGGUGUCUUCGAUGAACGCAAAAUCAUCGGAAUCACGUCAGUACCGACCAUGAUGGCUAAUUAUUACAUCGGUACCAAUACUGGCUGCGAUCCUUCUGAAGUAUUAACACCAAUCGUUGGCGGAAGUACUCCUUAUACCAUUGUUCCCAUUUUUUCGCAAGUCAGACCGCAACACAGACUCGAUACAGCAGCUUUGCUGAAUCUGCACAGAUCGAUAACGGAAGGUGAAGAUAAUGUUUUAAAAAAGAGCCACUGCGCAGACGGUUUAUGUUUAACCACAGCCGUUGGGGUAUCCAGAUUUAUUAACAACGUUGUCAAGGCCGUUUUAGGCGAAAAUAACUGUGUCGACUGUGCUUUCGUCAAGCAAGUUGGUCACAUUGAAAAAUUUCUACCUUACAUGACUUCCAUCGUCCGUUUUGGUCGGCAAGGCGUUGUUUCGACGCAUAUGCCCAAAAUUAAUGACAUGGAAGCGUACAGGUUGAAGAAAGCCGCAAUGUUUAUAAAGACCAAUAUUAAAAUGGGCGAAAGCUUCGUUGCUGGUGAGAAAUUUUUGGAAUUUAAGGAGAAACCUCUCGACAAGGUACCAAAGGAUGAGUGUAAGAAAGAACAGGAACCUAAUAAAUGUGCUUGAAGUGAAAAUACAUUUUUUAUCCAUU
This is a messenger RNA of Aethina tumida (small hive beetle), 1216 nucleotides long. Its product is annotated as malate dehydrogenase, mitochondrial. Gene Ontology annotation, biological process: carboxylic acid metabolic process; tricarboxylic acid cycle. Gene Ontology annotation, cellular component: cytoplasm; mitochondrion. Bases 82 to 1191 code for a protein of 369 amino acids. NCBI's taxonomy places the organism in Eukaryota, Metazoa, Arthropoda, Insecta, Coleoptera, Nitidulidae. Gene Ontology annotation, molecular function: L-malate dehydrogenase (NAD+) activity. The transcript has 5 exons. The record is from RefSeq and is a predicted model, not a curated record.